AAUAAUUUUGUAUCAAGCCUCUAAUUUUUUUUUUUUCCAUAAUUACUUUUUUUUUCAUUUUUAGCUAAAAUUAAGGUGAAAAAGUAAAUGUUUUUGUUAGUCAAAAUCAAAAUAUAAACGUAACUGACUGCUCAUAAUAUAUAUAGCCAUGUAAAACGUGAACCACACAUUUAUAUACAAAAACAAAAUCUCUGAUUUUCAAAGAAAAGAAAAACAUGUCCGGCGCCGGCAAGGUCGUGGCAGUCACCGGAGCCUCCGGUUACAUAGCUUCAUGGAUCGUUAAGCUUCUCCUCCAACGUGGCUACACUGUCAAAGCCUCUGUUCGUGACCCAAAUGAAUCAAGAAAGACUGCCCACUUAACUUCACUUGAUGGAGCUAAGGAAAGGCUUCAACUGUUCAAAGCAAACUUACUUGAAGAAGGUUCAUUUGAGUCUUGUCUUGAAGGUUGUGAGGGAGUGUUUCACACUGCAUCGCCUUUUUAUCAUGAUAUUAAGGAUCCACAGGCAGAACUACUUGAUCCUGCAAUUAAGGGAACACUCAAUGUUCUUAACUCGGUUGCAAAGUUCCCGUCUAUUAAGCGAGUGGUUUUGACAUCUUCCAUCGCAGCAGUUGCAUACAACGGAAAACCAAGAACCCCUGAUGUUGUAGUGGAUGAAACCUGGUUUUCGGAUCCAAAUAUUUGUAAGGAAUCUCAGUUAUGGUAUGUGCUUUCGAAGACAUUGGCUGAGGAUGCUGCAUGGAAGUUUGUUCAUGAGAAAGGGAUUGACAUGGUUACAAUCAAUCCAGCCAUGGUGAUUGGUCCUCUGUUACAGCCAACACUAAACACAAGUGCUGCUGCAAUUUUGAACUUAAUUAAUGGAGCACAAGCAUAUAACAAUUUGAGCCUUGGAUGGGUGAAUGUGAAAGAUGUAGCCAAUGCCCAUAUUCAAGCUUUCGAAAUCCCUUCAGCUAAUGGAAGAUAUUGUUUGGUUGAGAGAGUUGCCCACUAUGCCGAAGUUGUCAAAAUGUUACGCGAGCUCUACCCAAGCCUUGAACUUCCCGAAAAGUGUGCAGAUGAGAAACCUUUAGUUCCGAUAUACCAAGUUUCGAAGGAGAAAGCGAAGAGCUUGGGUAUUGAAUACAUUCCAUUAGAGACUAGUUUGAAGGAGACUGUGGAGAGCUUGAAGGAGAAGAAGUUUGUUAGUUUCUAAGUCAUAUUCUAUAGUACAAGUGUUGUAUUGAAGCCCUUUAAAUGACUUGUUCUUAAUAAAAUAGGGGCAUUUGGCUUGAGGAACUAGAAGGAAAUGAAAAAAAAUGGCAUUUUUACUUUUUCUUUUCCCUCUUUAUAAUAAAAAAAGGUAGUCAUGUUUUUUAA
Messenger RNA from Cannabis sativa, 1354 nucleotides. RefSeq names its product phenylacetaldehyde reductase. The record is from RefSeq and is a predicted model, not a curated record. Gene Ontology annotation, molecular function: oxidoreductase activity, acting on the CH-OH group of donors, NAD or NADP as acceptor. Lineage: Eukaryota; Viridiplantae; Streptophyta; Magnoliopsida; Rosales; Cannabaceae. Bases 216 to 1190 code for a protein of 324 amino acids. The transcript has 6 exons.